AUGGAGCUCUUCCACCAAAUAAUCCAUCCCAUCUUCCUGCUCCUCUUAAUCCUCACCAUAAUUUUCUCGCGGGUACGAGAUAGAAAAACCGGUCACCGGCGCCGCACCCUGCCGCCAUCCGCCGGCCGGAAGCUCCCCGUGAUAGGUCACCUCCACCACUUCCUAACCACCCGCCAGCUCCCCCACCGGCUGCUCCGCGACCUGGCCAGAAAACACGGCGACGUCAUCAGCCUCGACCUCGGGGAGAUACGCCACGUGGUGAUCUCGUCGGCGGAAGCCGCCAGGGAAGUGAUGCGGACCCACGACAUCAAGUUCGCCCAGCGGCCAAGGCACCCUCAGCAGGCCAAAGUCAUGUACGGCGGCGUCGACCUCAUCUACGCGCCUUACGGCGAGUACUGGCGCCAGCUCCGCCGCAUCGCCACGCUGGAGCUCCUCACCGCCAGGCGCGUGGACUCCUUCCGCCGCGUGAGGGAGGCCGAGGUGUCGGGACUCGUCAGGCAGAUUGGGGACCUGGCCACGACCCCUGUGGCCAGACCAAUCGACCUGACGAGGAUGUUGUUCGACUUGACGUACAGGAUAAUCUCGAAGGCAACGUUCGGGGACGUGUCGAGGGAGCAGGAGGAGUUCAUAAAGGCGGCGGAGGAGGUGGUGGAGUACGCGGGAGGGUUCAAGAUCGCCUUCUUGUUCCCUUCGAGUGGGUUGGUGCAGAGUCUGUUUGGGACGGAGGAGUUGCUGGAGAGGUUCCAUAAGGGUUUGGACAUGUUGGCCGAGAGCCUAAUCGGGCAGCACAGAGCCAGAAGAAGAAUCAAGCCCGCAAGAGAUCAGAAAUGUCGCAAGGAAGAUCAUGAGGAUCUUCUAGAUGUCCUUCUGAAUCUUCAGGAAGAUGAGGCCACUCUUGGUUUUCACUUGUCAACAGAUGCCAUUAAGGCCUUCAUUGUGGACAUUUUCAUGGCUGGAAGCGAGACUCCGUCCGCGCUGAUAGAAUGGACGAUGUCGGAGAUGAUGAGGAAUCCGGAGGUGAUGCGCAAGGCGCAGUCGGAGGUCAGGGGAUUGUUCGGCGAGAGAGGAAAGGUCGAGGAGGCCGACAUUUCCAGGCUGACCUACAUGAAACUGGUGAUCAAGGAGACUCUGAGGCUGCACACCCCUGCACCCUUGGCUCUCCCGAGGGAGUGCAGAGAGGAGUGUCAAGUCGGUGGGUACGAUGUCGACUUGAAGACGAGGGUGCUCGUGAACGUAUGGGCCAUCGCGAGGGAUCCUCGUUACUGGGGAGACGAUGCCGAGAAGUUUCUGCCGGACAGGUUUCUGGAUAGCAAAGUGAAUUUCGGGGGAACGCAUUUCGAGUUCCUCCCGUUUGGAGCUGGAAGAAGGAUGUGUCCCGGAAUUAAUUUCGGACUCGCUGCCGUGGAGCUUCCUCUCGCGAAUCUGCUGUUUCAUUUUGACUGGAAACUUCCCCACGGAGUGGAGCCGGCAAGCUUUGACAUGGAUGAGCAGUUUGGGGUCACCCUAAGGAGGAAAAACCAUUUGGAGCUGACUCCUGUUGUCCGCUAUAACCCUUUACCUGUCGUUUAA
Messenger RNA from Linum tenue, 1569 nucleotides. The record is from the annotation of a GenBank genome assembly. Lineage: Eukaryota; Viridiplantae; Streptophyta; Magnoliopsida; Malpighiales; Linaceae.